Molecule: messenger RNA, 784 nt
Organism: Chelonus insularis
Lineage: Eukaryota; Metazoa; Arthropoda; Insecta; Hymenoptera; Braconidae
Product: phospholipase A2-like
Exons: 4
Coding region: 117-758 (213 amino acids)
Biological process (GO): phospholipid metabolic process; arachidonate secretion
Source: RefSeq, a predicted model, not a curated record
AUCCACAUGAAAAUAAAGAUAAGACUGUCUAUAAAUUGCAAAUUAUUUAAAGAAUUAUUAUUUAUAAAUAAAUUUAUCUUUACAUAUUGAGGAAGUUAUCCAUUUCAUCUAAGAAUAUGAAUUACUUUAGACAAAUCUUGAAGUUAAAUGAAUUAUUUGUGUUAAUUUUGGUCAUACAAGUUGCUAAUUAUGGUGUUCAAUCAGCUCCAGCUCCAAAUGACAAAGUUCAAACUAAGAUGACUAUUGUGGAACGAUUGCUUGAAGAGUUCCAGUCAAUGUUACCUGGCAAUCAAACUGGUGGGACAUUUGGAGAGAUUUUAAACAUGUUUGAAGGAAGAUUCCAUGCUAUAUUUCCAGGAACUAGAUGGUGUGGAUCUGGAAAUGAUGCAUCUGACUAUGAUGAUCUAGGAAUGUUUUAUAAAAGUGAUCAGUGUUGUAGAAGUCAUGAUAGCUGUGCUUUAAGUAUUGAAGCAGGAAAAACUCUUGGUCGUUUAAUAAAUAAUGGCAUUUUUACAAGAUCUGCUUGCUCAUGUGACGAAGAAUUUUACAAAUGUUUAAAAAAUAUUGGGAGCGUAAUUGCUAGAAGCAUUGGAGAUACUUAUUUUAAUAUUCUUCAACCUCAAUGUUUUGCUGAAGAAUAUCCUAUAGAAUCUUGUGAACGUUAUUCAGGGUUCUUCAAAAGAGGAAAAUGUCUUCAAUACAAGCUAGACACAAGUAAAAAUAAAACUCUGGAAUGGUUUGAUAAUCCUACUUUUUAAAAAGAAUGCCGACACUGAUGACAGUG